Messenger RNA from Didymella exigua CBS 183.55, 2889 nucleotides. Its product is annotated as vacuolar protein sorting-associated protein 35. Gene Ontology annotation, biological process: intracellular protein transport; retrograde transport, endosome to Golgi. The transcript has 7 exons. The coding region runs from base 65 to 2689 and encodes 874 amino acids. Gene Ontology annotation, cellular component: retromer complex; late endosome; retromer, cargo-selective complex. NCBI's taxonomy places the organism in Eukaryota, Fungi, Ascomycota, Dothideomycetes, Pleosporales, Didymellaceae. The record is from RefSeq and is a predicted model, not a curated record.
GGACGAUUGACGGCCUCCCAGCGCUCUCCCCAACGCCCGGCCUCCCCCACCGCUCCCGCACACAAUGGCGUCGCCGCCCCCCGUUGAAGACCAGGCCCGGCUGCUCGAAGAUGCGCUUGGCGUGGUGCGCCAGCAGACGCUGCUCAUGCGGCGGUGUCUUGAGACGCCCGGCAAGCUGAUGGACGCGCUCAAGUGCAGCUCGACGCUCGUCUCGGAACUGCGCACCAGCAGCCUCGGCCCCAAGCAGUACUACGAGCUGUACAUGGCCGUCUUCGAUGCCCUGCGCCAUCUGGCCGUCUACCUGCGCGAGAAUCACCCCGUCAACCACCUCGCUGACCUCUAUGAGCUGGUUCAGUACGCCGGCAACAUCAUCCCGCGCCUGUACCUCAUGACCACCGUCGGCACCGUCUACAUGGCCAUUGACGACGCUCCCGUCAAGGAGAUCAUGAAGGACAUGAUGGAGAUGAGCCGCGGCGUCCAGCACCCCAUCCGCGGCCUGUUCCUGCGCUACUACCUCGCCGGCCAGGCCCGCGACCACCUGCCUGCGGGCGACGGCGACGGCCCCGACGGCAACCUGCAGGACUCGAUUAGCUUCAUCCUGACCAACUUCGUCGAGAUGAACAAACUGUGGGUGCGCCUGCAGCACCAGGGCCAUUCGCGUGAGCGCGAGCAGCGCACCAAGGAGCGCCAGGAGCUGCAGCUGUUGGUCGGCAGCAACCUGGUGCGCCUCAGCCAGCUGGUCGAUCUGGACAACUAUCGCAAGAUACUCAGCCCCCUGCUGGAGCAGAUCGUGCAGUGUCGCGACGUCCUGGCCCAAGAGUACCUCCUGGAAGUCGUCACUCAGGUCUUCCCCGACGAGUUCCACCUGCACACCCUCGACCAGUUCCUCUCCGCCGUCGCACGACUGAACCCGCACGUGAACGUCAAAGGCAUCGUCGUGGGCCUCAUGGAUCGCCUGUCGUCGUACGCGCAACGCGAAGCCGAGUCGGAGAGUCCAGAGCAGCGCAAGAAGACCGAGGACGAGUCGAUAGCGCAGCUUCUCGAGAAAUUGCGCAUGGCCAAGGAGAAGGGUCCGGAGCUGGAUGCUGCACCUACACAGCAGAACGGCGGCUCGGACGAGCUCACUGAGACGCAACCGGGCGCAGAUGAGACUUCGACUGCAUCCUCAACAACUGCUGCGUCCCUUGCAGAUACCGAGACAGCCGAUCCAGAUGGGGCAAUUGAGAAGAGACGUGGCAUACCGAGCAACGUGAAGCUCUUUGAGAUCUUUCACGAGCAGGUACAGACGCUCGUCAAGAUGCAACGAUUGGCCAUACAAGAUACCAUUGGGUUGCUCGUAUCACUCGCCAAUCUCGCAUUAAACAUUUACCCGGAGCGCCUUGACUACAUCGACCAGGUUCUUAGCUUCGCAAACCAAAAAGUCACUGAAUACCAGAACAGCGCCGACCUGCACUCGCAAGCGACGCAAAGCCAGAUCCUCAACCUCCUCCUUUCUCCCAUCAAGACCUAUGUCUCCCUCUUCACCGCACUUGCCCUGCCAAACUACAUUCCUCUUCUCCACUCUCAACCGUACCCUACACGGCGAGCAGUCGCUGGCGAGAUUGCAAGGAGUUUGAUGCGAAACAAAACGCCCAUUACAUCAGUCGACAACCUCGAAAGUGUCUUGGAAAUCUUGAAGGUCCUCAUCAGAGAAGGGAUCCAGCAGGCCCAAGGAUAUCCAGGCGGUCCAAUUCAAAGAAGGGCGCAAGAAACAGAAGACACAAUAGAAGAGCAGGGUUGGUUAGCCAGGAUAGUGCAUUUGAUCCACGGCAAGGACAACGAUACACAGUUUAAACUUCUUCAAGCAGCACGCAAGGCACUUGCCGAAGGCAACGAGCGUGUUAAGUACACUACACCAGCCAUCAUCACAGCAUCGCUCAAGCUUGCGCGGCAGUACAAGAAGCGCGAACACUUCGACGACAACUGGCAGUCACAAUCAUCCGCGCUUUACAAGUUCAUGCACAACACCAUCUCUACCCUCUACAGCCGCGUCACAGGCUCUGCCGACCUAUCACUCCGCCUCUUUAUUGCCUGCGGACAGGUCGCAGAUCAGAACAACUUUGAGGAAGUCGCCUACGAGUACUUUGCACAAGCGUUCACGAUCUACGAAGAGGCAAUAAGCGACUCGAGAGCGCAAUUCCAGGCCGUUUGCGUCGUUGCGAGUGGCCUGCACACAACACGAAAUUUUGGCAAGGAGAACUACGAUACACUCAUCACGAAAUGCGCGCUGCACGGUAGCAAGCUACUCAAGAAGCCUGAUCAGUGCCGUGCUGUCUACCUGGCUAGUCAUCUGUGGUGGGCGACAGAGCUCAGGGCACUUGGAGAGGAGGAUCCCAAGGAUCUUUACCGCGAUGGCAAGCGCGUGCUCGAGUGCCUGCAGCGUGCGCUUCGUGUCGCCGAUGCAUGCAUGGACGCUGCAGUAUCAGUCGAGCUUUUCGUUGAAAUUUUGAACCGCUAUGUUUACUACUUUGACCAGGAGAACGAUGCUGUUACAACAAAGUACCUCAACGGCCUAAUCGAACUCAUACACUCGAACCUCCAAUCCAACGAAAACGCAUCAAGUCUCGAGAACCCCAGGAAACACUUCCAGCGCACGCUGGACUACAUAGCGAGCCGAGAGUAUGAGGGCGUUAUCAUCACGCCGAAGUGAUCAGUUAGUGUACAUGAAUCGGGCCGUGAACCAGGGGGAUCGGAGAAGACACUGUUGGCAGUCGAUACUCAGCGAGCUACACGUUGGAGCGGUGUUGAGCCUACAAGAUGAUAAUACCACAUUUGAACACCACUUGCAUUGACUGUGGAUCUGACACUGCCUUGACUUUUCAUACUCAAUCAUGACAGACUCCAAGGUGC